AUGGGAAGAAAAAAUAGAGACUUAUCAUAUUUGAAACCCUUUUGUUUUUACUGUGAUAAAACAUUUAAAAAUGAAGUGUACUUGCAUUAGCAUUAAAAAGCUAAGCAUUUUACAUGCUAGAGAUGCUUCAAGAAGUUUUCAUCAUGUGAUUCAUUAAAAAAUCAUGUUGAAUCCGCUCAUCAUGAAGUUUUGACCAAAAUUCCCAAUGCCACUGGUGAUAGGAGCGAUAUUAAAAAUAAAAUAUUUGGAAUGCAAGGAGUACCAAGAGUAGAAAUUGAGAAGAGAAUAAGAAAAGGAGCUGAAGAAUAUUGGACCAAAAUAUUAAGUGCUCAAUAUUAGCAAAGAAGAAAAGAGAAUAAAUAAAGAAUGAAGUAGAAUAGGGAAAUAAGUAAAAAAGAAAACUAACAAGAUGUUAAAAUAGAUAAUGAAAAAGAAGAAAUUGAGUAGCAUGAAUAUAAUCCAGAAGCUAAACCCAUCAGUUUUGAUCUAGAUUAUGAGUAAUUGCAAAAACAAUGAUAUAUUAUAUACCUCAUCCAGAAUAUCAUACUCAAUCUAUAA
Molecule: messenger RNA, 558 nt
Organism: Paramecium tetraurelia
Lineage: Eukaryota; Ciliophora; Oligohymenophorea; Peniculida; Parameciidae
Exons: 3
Source: RefSeq, a predicted model, not a curated record